AUGGGCCAGCAGUUUGGGAUCAAAAAGGAUCUCUUGUUCAUUGAAUGCCUGUCUUCUAAAUUUGAAAGAGACAUCUUUACAAGAUCAGGUUUUCUGGCUCUCUAUCAACUACUCAAGUGCACAACUGAGUGUGCAACAAAGCGUGUGACCUGGGUGGGUCUAAGCAUGCAACAGACAACUGGAACAAUCAUGUACACCAGUUAUAUCAUGAUGGACGAAGAAUAUAUAGAAGGUCAAUUCAAGAAGCUGCAAGAGCAACAUAUGGCCAUGCAGGAGAAAACAUUCACCAAUUGGAUUAACAACAUUUUCUACAAAUACAAUGUGAACAUUAGGAUUCAAGAUCUCUACACAGACCUGAAAGAUGGCAUAUACCUCCUACAUCUGCUAGAGCUGCUGUCUGGUGAACAGUUGCCCAGACCAAAUAAGAGCAAGAUGAGGGUUCAUUUUCUGGAGAACAACAGCAAAGCCAUCCAGUAUCUCAGAUCCAAGGUACAUGUGGAGCUGAUUGGACCUGAGAACAUUGUUGAUGGAGACCGAAAUCUAAUUUUGGGAUUAAUAUGGAUUAUUAUCCUGAGAUUCCAGAUUGCUUCCAUCAGUCUUGAUAAGGAGGAGUUUGGAUCUAGAGCUGAUAUUCUCUCUGCCAAUGAUGCCCUACUACUCUGGUGUCAGAAUAAGACGGCCAGUUACUCCAAUGUCCAUGUGAAAGAUUUCUCUAAAAGCUGGACUGAUGGGCUAGCCUUCAAUGCACUCAUUCACGCUCACAGGCCUGAACUCAUCCAGUACAGCUCCCUGAGGCGUGACCAGCCCAUCAGGAACCUAAAUAAUGCCUUCACUGUGGCAGAGAAGCAGCUGGGAAUCAUAAAGUUGUUGGACCCCGAGGAUGUGGCGGGGCCAUUUCCAGAUGAGAAAUCUAUCAUGACUUAUGUUUCCUUCUACUACCAUUACUUUUCCAAGCUGAAGCAAGGCCAGACUGUCCAGAAAAGGCUUGCUAAAAUUGUUUUCUUCCUGAAGGAGACAGAUGACUUGAAGUCCCAAUAUGAACAAAUGGUCUCUGAGCUUUUGGAAUGGAUAAAGGUCAAAGUGGCAGAACUGGAUAAUCGCUCCUUUCCCAAUUCGCUGGAGGAGAUGCGCCUUCUCAUCAACAACUUCAAGAUCUUCCGCACAGUGGAGAAACCUCCCAAGUAUCGGGAGAAAGGAAUAAUCGAAGCCCACUUCUUCCACAUCAGAACCAAGCAACGAGCCCAGAAUCAGCGGGCUUAUCUACCCCCUGAAGGAAGGACCCUGAGAGGUUUGGAAAAGGAAUGGCUUAUACUGGAGAAGGCAGAGAGCAACCGAGGGAAAGCACUACAGCAGGCGCUGUUGAGACUGGAAAGAAUGGAGCAACUGGUCCAGAGGUUCAUGAAGAAAGCUGCUGUUCGUGUGGCCUACCUAAAGGACACGAGGGAGAUCCUGAAACAGCAGGACGACUGGCAACCUGAUAGUGUGGAACAACUGGAGGCAGCCAAGAGGAAGCUGGAGGCCAUUGAGGCACAUAUGCUGCCCCAGGAACAACGCUUCAAAGCCCUCUCUGAGAUGGCGUCAGAAAUCAAAAGGGAGAACUACCAGGACAAUAUCCAGAUCACAAAGAAGCAAAAGGAGAUUGCACAACAAUGGCAAGAUCUUUCGAAUCAGCUCAAAAGACAAAAAUGGUUUUUGGGAGAGAUAGAGGAAUCCCUGGUCCUCUUGAGAGACAUCAAUUCCAUUACAGAGGAACUUAAGGGAUUGCAGAUUCAAAUGAGUUCACAGGACUGUGGGAAACAACUACUGGAAGUGGUGGAUUUGUUGCAAAAGCACAAGUUGAUUGCCUCGCAGAUCUCUUCCCUUGGGGAGAGGAUUAGGCAUAUUGAUGAAAGAGUGGGAAAUGUCACAAAAGGAAAAAGGAUAAGAUCGGAUGUGCUUCAAGCAAAACUUUGGAUGCUCCAUCAUCUGUAUCAAAAUCUUGUGGACCUCUGCAAAACACGUCAGCAUCAGCUGGAAGAAACGCUAAAGCUUUUUGAGUUUUUCCAUGAAUGCAAUGAAGAGGAGCUCUGGUUGUUUAACAAAUGGAAGCUGGUGAAGACAGCAAGCUUAGGGCGUGAUCUUAACCACAUUGCAGCUGCUCUCCAGGGCCACAAGGCCUUACAAACUGAUUGCAAUUCCCACCAACUAAUCUGUUCCAAGAUUAUCUGCAAGAGUCAGGAACUAAGUCAAAAGAACCCUUCAAACCGGAAGGAUAUCCAGAUGAAGAUCGACAGGAUCCAGCAGUUGUGGCAACAACUCCAAGAUGAGGUGGCCACUCACAAAAUCCGUUUGGAGGCAGCUGCUCUCAUCAAACAGUACUUUGCUGAUGUUGAUGAGGUGGAAUCCUGGAUGCAGGAACAGGAAACCCUCUUAACUAGCAUGAAUUAUGGGAAAGACGAAUUUAGCGCUGAAGCCUUGUUACAUCGCCACAUUCGUUUGGAGAAGGAACUUGCUGCUUUUUCUUCAGAAAUCAGCCAUUUGGAAGAGCAAGCUCAUUCUGUGACCCAGCAGGCUGCUUCUAUGCACAGGAAAAGAGAAUUAGAAGAAAUGAUCAGACUUUACCAGUUUUACAGCUCCUGUGGAGAAUUUCAGUCCUGGAUAGAUGACAAAGAAAAAAUUUUCCAGACUAUUCGGCCAACAGCAGACAAUGUGGAGACUAUGCAGCAAAAAUACCAGCAUUUCCUAAUAGAACUGGCUGCUGGGAAGAGCCAACUGGAUGAGAUUGUUUGCUUGGCAGAGGUCUUUUCUAAGAGCAAUCCUGGAAAAGGGAAUGAGAUUCAAACUCGUAUGAAAGAGAUAAAUAUGAGGUGGCAGUGCCUGGAAGCAUUAAAAGAAGAAAAGGGUUCAGAACUGAUCGGUGUGGCUGAUGUGAAGACAUUCCUUCAGGACUGCCAGGAUACUUAUGGGUUGCUCCAGGACAAGAUGAUCUAUCUUGAAGAUUUAGGACAUAGGAACAAGCCUACUGUUCUGGAAGCUGAAGCACGCAGGCUCACAGCCUUUGAAAGAGAGAUCUUAGCACUGGAGAGAAGAAAUGAAUACCUUAAGUGUGUUGCCAAAUCGAUCAAGGAUACCAAUCCUGCUGAAAGCAGGGCCAUAAAGGAUCAGGUAGAAGACAUGGAAGAGCUGCUGUCGUCUCUCAAGUCAAAGGCGGAAGAGAAGGGAAAGACUUUGCAAAUGGCGCUGGACCAAGAGGUCUUUCUGCAGGAUAGCCGUAGACUUUUGCUGUGGGCAGAUGGCAUGAAGGAGAAACUGCACAACGAGGAGAUGGGUGUAGAUGUGGUCUCAGCAGAGCAGUUGCUGAAGGAGCAUCAAGACUUGCUGAAGGAGAUACGCAGAGAGAACCACAGAUUUAAGGAGCUGCAAGAAAUGGGGAAGAAGAUCAUGGAUAACCCAUCCCAUAGCAGAGCUUUGGACGUCUGUGAGUCUGUGCACACACUUGCUCAGGAGAGAAAUGAGCUGGAUGAGUUGUGGGCCAAGCGACGGAAGAAGCUCCAGGAGAACGUAGCAUUGCUCAAAUUCAGCAAAGAAGUGGAUGGCAUCCAGGCUGCCCUCUCCAGCCAUGAAGCCUUUCUCCGGACUGACUAUCUUGGGGACCACGUGGAUUCUGUCCGAAGUGUCCUGAAGCGACAUGAGGAUUUUGAAAGUGUUAUGAUGGUGUUGAAACAUCGGGCAGAUGCAGUCAAUGAACAUGGAGAACAGUUGGUAGAAAAUGGGCAUUUUGCUUCUGAUGCGAUCAAGGAAAGAAUGACUGCCUUACAAGAGAGGUGGAAAUUGCUAGCAAAGAAUAAUGAACAGAAAAAGAAGAGGCUAUUAGAAUCACUUCUGUUACAGGAGUUCAAUCAUGACACCGCUGAGCUCCUGAUGUGGAUGGAGGAGAAAUACAAGGUAGCAUCAGAUGAGUCCUACCGUGAGCCAACCAAUAUCCUGUGGAAGUUGAAAAAACAUGAGGUUGCAGAACAGGAAAUGAUGGCCAAUAAGAAGCACUUUGUGGAGCUGAUGGUGGCAGGAAAUCAGCUGGUUCAAGGCAACCAUUAUGCUGCAGAUUCCAUUCAGGAUAAAAUGUCAGAAAUGAAGAAGAAGUGGGAGAGGCUGUACAGCAAAAUGAUGGAGUGAGGAGACAAACUGAGGCAAGCUGGACAGCAAGAACAACUGAUGGAACUUCUUGAGGAGCCUCUUUCUGAGAGAAGCCAGCUGCUACAGGAAAGAGUGGAAUUAUUUCAGUUCUGUCAUUACCAUGACAUGGAAAUGAAGUGGAUUAAUGAGCGAAAAAUGGUUGCCAACACCACAAAUCGAGGCAAAUCCUUCAGUGCGGCUCAGAGCUUGCUACAGAAGCACAAGGAAUUACAGAUAGAAGUCAAUGCCCAUAAGCAGCAAGUCACCAAGAUUCUAGAGCAGGGAAGAGCCAUGCUGGAAGGCAGACACAUGUCCUCUCAGAGAAUCAAGGAGAAAUGUCAAGAACUGAAUGACAGCUGGCUGGAGCUGGAGAAAGCAUGUGAAGAAAGAAUUGAGCAGCUACAACAGUCUGUUGCCUUCCAUCAGUACUUAAUGAAUAUCGCAGAUCUGGAGAGUUGGGCACUAGAGAAGUUUCCCCUGGUCACCAAUAAAGACUUUGGCAAGGAUGGUGCUGCAACGACCAGACUCUUAAAGAAACAUAAGGCACUGGAACAUGAAAUUGAGAUAUAUCAGAAUUUAGUAACGGAACUGGGUGAAACUGCCCAAACUCUGUCCCAGUCAGGCUUCAUCCAGUACGACGAAGUUGAUGCACCUCAAGAACAGAUCCACUCCCAACUUCAGGAGAUGCAAGAUCUGGCUGUAGCAAGGAGGAAAAAACUGGAGGAGACUCUUGCCUUGCAUGAAUUCCUGAGAGACUGUGAAGAUCUAGAGGACUGGAUCAACCACCAGAAGCAAGUGGUCUGUUCCGAUGGCUCUGGGACUGAUUAUGAGCAUGUCUUGCAUCUUUGUGCCAAAUAUGAGACAUUCCAGCACCAGAUAAAAGUUGCUGCCCAGCGAGUUGCCGUGUGCCAUCAGCUUGCAGAGGACAUGUUGGAUCGAGGGCACUAUGAAUCCAGGGAGAUUCGGAAGAAGCAGAAACAGUUGCGGAACCAUUGGGAGGAGUUGCUAGAGAUAACCAAGUCUCAAAGCAAAAAACUACAAGAUGCAGAAGCUGUAUACAAGUGCCUGCAAGAUCUGACAGAAGCCCUUGUCCACAUUGAGGAGAAAUCAAAAACCAUCCCCGAUGACAUUGCUAGAGACCUGAGCGGUGUGCACUCACAGCUACGUAAACAUGCAACACUUGAGUAUGAAUUGUUUGGGAAUGAGCAGCAGCUACAGGAACUGAUCGAUGCUGCCGAUGGCGUGCUCUGCCGCUGCACUACAAGUCAAGCAGAGCAGAUCCAAGCCAAGCAGCAGGCGGUGGUGGAGAACUGGGAGGUCUUGAGGGCUAAAGUGCAGCAAUGCCGGGAACGGCUGGAACAAGCUUGUAGACUGCUCCACUUUCAGACACAAGUACGGGACUAUUCUUCCUGGGCUUCUGAGAUAAUGAGAGAGAUGGAGAUUGAAGAGAAAAUCCGAGAUAUAUCGACCAGUGGUCUGAAGAUUAACCAGCAUCAUCAGUUGUUGGCAGAGAUUGAGGCCCAUAAUGAGAUUUACGGACGGGUUGUACAGCUCGGUCAAGAGCUACUGUUAGAACAGAAAAUGGCCAAAACAGAAAUCCAAGAUGCACUGCAUGCCUUGGUGGAAGAAAAGGGCAAAAUAUGUCAGAAGUGGGCCCAGAAGAAGGAAUGGCUGGAGAAGGUCCAUCUUCUGCAGAUGUUUUACAAGGACUGUGAGCACUUGAAUAAUAUCUCAAAUUCCCAGGAGAUGUAUGUGAAAAGCAGUGACUUUGGGAACACAGUGGAUGAGGUGGAGCAGCAGAUAAAGAAACAUGAAGCUUUUGAGAAGCUUCUGGCCUCCCAAAAUGAAAAGGAACAGGCGGAAAAGCUUCAACUGGACAGUGAUCUGGAGAGAAAGCAGAUCCAAUAUAAACUCAGUGCCAUGUUAGAAAAAAGAAGACGCAUCAAUGAUCUCUCUCAAAGCAGGCAAGAAAAACUGCACACAGCUUUCCUAUUGGCUCUCUUCCACCAGAAUCUAGCAGAGGCAGAGACUUGGAUUGAUGACCGCAUGCAAAAGCUGGAUGAUACUUCUUUUCAAAAUCCAAGCAGCCUGAAUGACAAAAUGAAGCUUCUGCAAAAGCAUCAAGUCUUUGAGGCUGAGAUUCUGGCUCACAAAGAUCUAAUUGCAGCGGUUAACACAACAGGAGAAACACUGGUCCGCCAGAAUCAUCCCAAAGUGGGAGAGGUUUGUCGUAAGACUCAUUUGCUUCAGGAACGAUGGGCAGCACUAAGAGGAGCUGUUGCUGCACGUGGAAAGAUGCUUGAGGACAGCAGGGCCUUCUUGGAGUUUCUGCAAAAAGUGGACCAUGCAGAAGCCUGGAUCAGAGACAAGGAAGUUAUGAUUAAUGUUGGCGAUGUUGGAAAUGACUAUGAACACUGUCUGCAGCUCAUGAAAAAACUGAAUGAGUUUCGAGGAGUGUCAGGAGGGAUGACGGUGGAUGAUGCUCACAUCAAAGCUAUCAGUGCCCUUGCCGCACAAUUGGAGAGAGAGAAUAAGGAAGAGAUGAAAAUGGUGUACCAGCGCCGAAAGGAGCUCAAUGAGAGGUGGAACAGUUUCCAUGGUGAUCUAAAAACCUACAGGAGAAAAUUGGAAGGGGCUCUGGAGACCCAUACCUUGAUCAGAGAAAUUGAUGAUAUCACAGAGCGAAUCAGUGAAAAGAGUAUGUUGAUACAAACACUGGAUUAUGGAAAAGAUGUGGAAAGUGUUGAAAACUUAAUCCGGAGACAUAAAGAAAUGGAGAGAGAAAUCGGCAUCAUUCAGUCCAAGAUGGAGUCACUGGAGCUGGAUGCCUUGCCCCACUGCAGGAGGAAUCUAUCCUCCAUAAGCGACAAACUGACUACAAAACAUAAAGAAAUGAAAAACCAUUGGCUACGACUCCAAGGUCAGGUGAAGCAAAGGGGUGAGAAAUUGGCAGCCUCUUAUCAGUUGCAGAAGUUUAACUCUGAAAUAAGGGAGCUCCUGGACUGGAUUCAAGAAGUCAAAGGUCGAAUGGAAGUUGGAAGUCUUCCUAAAAGUCUGGCUGAAGCAGAAAGUGCAAUUGAGGAGCAUCAAGAAAGAAAGGCAGAGAUAGAAGCACGAGGUGAAAGGUUUGACGCACUCAACAACUAUAGUCAGAAACUUGCCAAUGCUGGUUAUCACGCAACCCCUGAGAUCCAUCAUUCCCUCGUCAGACUGCAACAGGCACUGACCGAAAUGAUUGAGACCUGGCAAGAAAAAAAUCUGAAACUGCUUCAAGCCAAGGACUUGCAGAAAUUCUUUGCUUAUGUAGAAGAGAAUGAAAGUUGGCUUGGCAGCAAAGAGGGCUUCCUAGCAAACAAAGACUUGGGGGAUUCAGUGUCCAGUGUGGAGAGUCUUCAACAAAAACACAUGCAAUUUGAAAAAGACCUGGAAAACCAACUGGAGAAGAUCGAUAUGAUGGCCUCUUUUGCCCACCAACUGAGGGACAAUCAGCAUUAUGAUUCUGAAAACAUAAUGGACAAAUGCCAAGGUGUUCUGAGGAGAAAAGAGAGACUUUUGGAAAUUGCUUUAGCUCGCAGGCGUCGGCUCGAGGAGUCAUGGCUAUUACAAAAGUUCCUCCACAAUUCCUUUGAGGUGGCUGUCUGGAUGGCUGAAAAAAACCGCAUUGCCCUGGAUGAGAGCUGGAGAGACCCAAGCAACCUUCAAUCCAAACUGCAAAAGCACCAGACUUUCCAGGCAGAGAUUAUGGCCAACAGAAGCCACCUUGAUAAUAUCAAAGCUGAAGGAGAGAAAAUGCUCCAGGCGGGACACUUUGCCCGUGGGGCGAUCCAGUCCAGAUUGCAAGAAAUGGAUGAACUUUGGGAUGAGCUGCUGGAAAACUGCCAAGAAAAGAAAAGGAAGAUGCUGGACACCUACAAGGCCUCAAGUUUCCUACAAAAUGUGGAUGAUGUGGAGAAAUGGCUGGAAGAAGUGGAAAGUGAGAUAAAAGCACCGGAAGUUAGCCAUAAUCUUCUUCUCCUGAGCAAUCUUCUAAAAAGACAAGAGGAACUGGAAGAAAGUAUUAUUGCCCACAGGGACCAGUUGCAAGGUCUUAUCAACACUGUGCAAGAGUUCCAACAAGAAAAACAUUUUCUGGCAGAUGAGAUAGAAGAGAGAGUAGACGAAGUGGUGCACAGGUACAAGAGCCUGAGGGAACCGUUGCAGGAGAGGCGUGGGUGUUUGGAGGCCAGCAGACUGCAGCACCAGUUCUUUCAGGAAGUCAAUGAGGAGCUAACCUGGAUUCGAGAGAAACUGCCCCUGGCAUCUUCCACAGAUUAUGGCCAGUCUCUCACCACUGUUCAAAGCUUACAAGAGAAGCACCAGAAUUUAGAGAAUGAGAUAAGUAGCCAUGAUGCUUUAACCCAAGCUGUGAUCAGCACUGGACAGAAGCUGGUGAAGGGAGGGCACGCUGCCUCAAGAGAUAUAAUGCAGCAGGUGAAGGAGCUGGAAGCUUCUUUUGAAACCCUGAAGGGUGACGCUCAGCAAAGAAGGAAGAGGCUCAUGCAAUCUUAUGAAGCUCAACACUUUCUCACCGAGCUUUUGGAAGUAGAAUCUUGGAUGGCGGAGAGAGGUCUUGUCCUGCAAAUUCCAGAUUAUGGGAGGAAUGAAGAAUCAACCCAAUCAUUGCUUCGAAAAGUGGAGGCUGCCAGGCUGGACCUAGAGGGAUUCAAGACUCGAAUUGAGAAGAUGCAGGAGACAGGAACCCACCUGCUGACCAACAACAACCCAGAGAGCUCUGCUCUCCUUCCAAAGCUUCAGGCUGUCCUAGAAGAAUACUCCUCUCUCCAACACAGAGUGGAGUCCCACAGAAAAACUCUGCAAGAGCAAAUGCAGCUGCAUCAGUUUGAAAGGGAAGUCCAGCUGGUGGAUUCCUGGCUUUUAAGCAAACAGGCCUUGGCUGAAUCUGAUAACUAUGGGCAAGAUUUGGAAGAUGUUGAGAUUCUGGAGAAAAAGUUUGAAGACUUUAUAAAAGAGGUGAGAUCUCUUGGUCAUGCCAAGGUUUUCCUGGUAAAUGACCUGGCAUUCCAUCUCGAGAAUGUGUGCCACAGCCAAAUCAGUGCUAUCCAGGAAAAGGCCCACCAGGUCAACGAAACAUGGGAAAGACUGAAUCAAGCCAUUCAGAUAAGAGCAGAGAAUCUCAAAGUGGCUCAUAAGGUUCACCAGUAUGAUCGUGAUGUGGAUGACCUAAAGGGAUGGAUGCAGGAGAAAGGGGCUGUUGUGGACAGAGACGAUUAUGGCUAUGACCUGCCAGGCGUUCAGACCCUCCUCAACCAGCAUGAAGGAGCUGAGAGAGAACUAUCAGCCAUCGCAAAAGAGCUGGAAAGGAUCAGAGGAGAGGCAUGGCAUCUUGGCCGUCUGUAUCCCCAGACCCGAGACAACAUGAUGAACAGACUUGCAGAAAUAGAUGAGUGUUGGGAAAAACUGGAACAUAAGUCAGCAGAGAGAAAGCAAAAACUGCAGCAGGCAAAGCAAAUCCAGAUCUAUUUCAAUGACUGCAGAGAACUAAUGGCUUGGGCCAAGGAGAUGCAUGCUGUGAUGAUAUCAGAGGAGGUGGCAAGUGAUCUUCUUGGUGCCGAGCUCCUUAUUAAACGCCAUGAGGAGCACAAGCGUGAUAUAGAAAAGCAACAGCUGAAAUAUGAACAUCUAGAACAAACUGGAAACAGCUUCACAAAGGCCGGGCACUUCAUGUCCACCGAGAUUGAAGAGAAACUCUCUGAACUAUUGGAGCUGAUGAGAAAGGUGAGGGAAUGCUGGGACCUGAAGAAAGAACUGUAUGAAGAAAAUUGGGAGAACCAGUUACUGCGAAGGGAGCUGGACUUAGCUGAGGCAUGGCUGACCGCCAAAGAGGGUUUUCUCUCAGAUCCUAGCUAUGGGCAUUCUGUCUCUGAUGUUGAGCACCUCAUGAAGAAACAUCAAGACUUUGAGAAAAUGCUGGAGGCCCAAGAAGAGAAGUUUGCACAACUGAAUAGGAAGACGAAGAAGGAACUGAAGCUACUGAAACAAAUUGGUAUUGAGGAGAACGAAGAAAGAGAAAAGGCGAAAUUGAUCAAGGUCCCCUCUUUAAGAAGGAGAUACUCAGAUAGGAGAACAGCACACACAAGACUGCUGGAUCCAAAGAAAACUCAACAAUUACCGUCUGUAUCAUCAGCUCCCACCUUGAGGGCUCCCCCAGAACGCACUAGCUACCCCACCUCAAAGCCCAAGGAGGGUUUGCAUGAGUUCAGCCUUGGAGAAGACCCAGUUUUAGCAGGUUCCAGUAGCAUUAAUGCUACUCCUCCAGGAGAAGGGCUUGGUCUACAGGACUCAGUCCUGGAAAACCAGAACACAUUUUCCUCCUCAUCCUCUAACCUAAAAGCCCAGCAAACUGACAGUGAUUUGUUGCAACUACAAGCCAAGAACUUAGAAGCACCAAACAUCAAGAACAUUAAUGAGACUUACCUCUCCAGAACAGAAGCCAGAAGAAGUAAGACUACACCUGGCAGAGAAUCAUUUGACUUUCCCCCAACUUUAGAACAAUUGGAUUUAUCUUCAGAGAGACUGGAACUUGCUUCUCAGGUUUCUGCAAUGCACGGCAGCAUGGAAGGUUUUCUAGAAAAGAGGGACCAGAUCCUUCCAGGAAGAAAACCGCCAAAUACAAGAAGUUGGAACACUUACUAUGUUAAACUUGGGAGAAAAAAGCUAGACUUCUACAGUGAUGAAAAAGAAGCAUCCCAGAAUGGAACUCCAGUCUUAUCAGCCAGCAUAGCUGGAGCCAGGUGUGGCAGGUUGACGGAGUAUUCUAGGAAAGAACAUGCCUUCAGCUUAAGGUAA
This is a messenger RNA of Pogona vitticeps (central bearded dragon), 10998 nucleotides long. The record is from RefSeq and is a predicted model, not a curated record. Lineage: Eukaryota; Metazoa; Chordata; Lepidosauria; Squamata; Agamidae.